AUGUCUUCACCUUCAUGUUGCGAGACGAGUCCUCUCCUCCCCCCAACUCCCACACAAGAUGACCCCUCUUCAAAGCCUCAAGGUGGGGAAAUCCCCACUUCGCGCCGUCUGGCUACCGCCCUUCCCUACGUAAUUGUUUUUCUGGUCAUUGAAUUAUCAAUGAUGGUGGUGGAAACACCUCUAUACCCUAUACAGGAGGCAAUAAUUUGUCAAAAAUACUUUCCUGCCUCUGCAAAUGACGCAAGCGUGGACCCCAGAUGCAAGACUGAGAUCGUGCAAGCCGAGCUAUCCUUCCUCAAGGGCUGGCAGCUUACCAUAUCAUUGCUCCCGGGAAUGAUAACUGCCCUCCCAUAUGGGAUGAUGGCAGAAAAGUACGGUCAUAGAUUUAUUCUCGCUCUAUCCACAUUUGGGCUCGUGCUAACAGAAGCUUGCUACGUCAUUAUCUCUUCGUUUCCCGAUAUUUUUCCUCUUCGCUUAACGUGGCUUUGCGCUGGCUUGAGCAUAAUCGGUGGUGGGGUUUACGUCAAUGCGGCCAUGAUGUAUACGAUCGCAGCUGAUUUCUCGACUGGAGCGGAACGUUCUACUGUGUUUUUUUAUAUCAGCGCAAUUGGCUUGGUGGGUAAGCUAGUCGGCUCGCCAUUGACAUACGCCGCUAUGUCUCACGGGAAUUGGUUCGCGGUGUACAUCGGAAUGGGGUUCUUGUCAGCCGCUACGCUGGCAACGUUUUUUCUUCCCAGUACCGAUAGCAUAAAAUCCAUGCAGAGCAGCGAUGAGGAUAAUUCCUCUGACCUUGAUGAGUCGUCACCAGACCUGCAGAAGGAUUUUUUCGAUGGUGUCAAAAAGGCGGUCGCUUUGAUUCGAAUCAUGUUCUGGGAGAAUAAACAACUCGGUCUCCUGCUGUCGACAUUCCUGUUCACAUCGCUUGGCAAGAGUGUACCAACAAUUCUUAUGCAGUAUAUGACCAAACGAUUUCAAUGGACUUGGGCUGAGGCCAAUCUCUUAUAUCCAGUAACCGCCACCGUUCAGAUGUCCGUGGUCACCUUGGCUCUUCCCUUUAUCAGCCAGGUUUUCAUGCAGAAUCUGGGACUCACACCGAUCUCGAAGGACUUGUGGCUGGCACGCGCAGGCCUUAUUUGCCUGACCGUUGGAAUGUUCGGUAUGGGCCUAGCGAACACGUCCGUUGUCCUUAUCAUAAGUCUUGUUGUAUGUUCUUUGGGUUUUGGUUCUGACCCGGCCAUGCGUGGCCUGUUGGUCACGAUGGCGGAAGGGCAACCUACUAGCUUGCUUUUCACCACCAUGAGCGUGCUUGAGUGCCUUGGCCUGCUGAUCUCUGGGCCAUUGCUAGCGACGACUUUCAAGAUCGGCAUGGAGUGGGAGGGUGCAUGGAUUGGGUUGCCUUUUAUAUCGGCAGGGUGGUGCUUGGCUUGUGCGACGGUCAUUACUAUUGGUCUGCAAGACAUCUCCAAUCGCCACUCUAUGUAUAAAAUGAACUAG
Penicillium longicatenatum is the source of this 1494-nucleotide messenger RNA. RefSeq names its product MFS transporter. Gene Ontology annotation, molecular function: transmembrane transporter activity. Gene Ontology annotation, cellular component: membrane. Gene Ontology annotation, biological process: transmembrane transport. The transcript is spliced from 5 exons. Lineage: Eukaryota; Fungi; Ascomycota; Eurotiomycetes; Eurotiales; Aspergillaceae. The record is from RefSeq and is a predicted model, not a curated record. The coding region runs from base 1 to 1494 and encodes 497 amino acids.